UUUUACUGUUGAACUUAUCCACAGAAACAUCACCAGUAUACAGCGUUGAGAAAUAAACAUGAGAUCGAUGUGAUGAGGCAAUGUGAAAUUAUUGGUAUGACAGUGACUGGUGCAGCCAUGAGAGCUAAUCUGCUGGAGGAAAUAAAGCCAUCAGUUAUGAUAGUAGAAGAAGCUGCCGAAAUCUUAGAAGGACAACUUGUGGCAGCUAUCCCGCCAUCCGUUCAACACCUUAUCAUGAUUGGUGAUCAUCAGCAGCUGAAACCUGUGGUACAAAACCCCAGACUCCGAAAGACUAAUAACCUUGAUGUCUCCAUGUUCGAGAGACUUGUGAACUGCAAGAUUCCUUCCAAGCAGCUUGAGUAUCAAUGCCGAAUGAGAGACGACAUUGUUGAUUUGCUCCGAGCGCUAAAAAUCUAUAAGGAGCUUAAAACAAAGACGGAGCUAAUUCGCAACAAUCAUCUUCCUCAUUGUGUGGAGAAGAGCAUGUACUUCUGCCGCCACACAAGUGAGGAGAAACCAUCAAAAGAUUCCCACAGCAAACGAAACGUCCAUGAGGCCAGAAUGAUCACGGAAGCUGCAAAAACGUUUUGUCAACAGGGAGUUCGUCCAUCUAGAAUUACAGUACUUUGCGCAUAUCGAGGACAGGUCACAGAAAUAAAAGAUUUGUUCCAAUCCACAAAUGUUGAGAAAAUGGGUGAGAUUGAAGUGACGACGAUAGACGCUUUUCAG
Messenger RNA from Pocillopora damicornis (cauliflower coral), 729 nucleotides. RefSeq lists its product as uncharacterized. The record is from RefSeq and is a predicted model, not a curated record. Gene Ontology annotation, cellular component: nuclear RNA-directed RNA polymerase complex. Gene Ontology annotation, molecular function: helicase activity. Gene Ontology annotation, biological process: regulatory ncRNA-mediated heterochromatin formation. Lineage: Eukaryota; Metazoa; Cnidaria; Anthozoa; Scleractinia; Pocilloporidae.